AUGGCUACCGCUUCAGUGAACGCCGAAGCAGGCCCGUCCUCCCCGCCAGGCUGGCACACCAUGUCUAUGCGAGUCCCCUUUCCCGAUCAGGGACACGCAAAGACGGCCAAACGAGCUCUCGAGGUGGAUAGGGAACAGAAUGCCGAAUUUGUGGAACGGACAUUAGAGGUCGAGGGGGAUGAGCUAGUGAUAAACUACGCAGCAACCACCGUGCGCCUUCUCCGACUAUCGACCAACUCCUUCCUCUCCUCCCUCGACCUCGUUCUCCGCACCAUGGCCGAGUUCGCCCCGGACCCUACUGUACCCCGAAUAUCAGACGACGAGCUGGAAAGAAUACGCCUGGAGAGCAAUAAGGGCGAUGUGAAGGGGAUCGAGUUGCGCGGGGAUGGGAAAGGAGCGGGGAGCGGACAGGAAGUCAAGUAG
This is a messenger RNA of Dioszegia hungarica, 423 nucleotides long. RefSeq names its product transcription factor Pcc1-domain-containing protein. The record is from RefSeq and is a predicted model, not a curated record. Lineage: Eukaryota; Fungi; Basidiomycota; Tremellomycetes; Tremellales; Bulleribasidiaceae. The transcript is spliced from 3 exons. The coding region runs from base 1 to 423 and encodes 140 amino acids. Gene Ontology annotation, cellular component: EKC/KEOPS complex.